AUAAUUACCUUACUAAUUUGCUAUGCGCCCCUAACCCGCGCAUAGCUGUCGUAACCAACCAAUUAACUUGUUACGUCCGUAAAGAUCAUUCACCAACAUUUACUCUAAUGACAAAUGAUAGAAGCAAUUUGAACCAAUUCACAGAAUUAGAAGAGAAUUUGCUACUGGUAGUAUUCGAACACAAUCCACCUGGAUUUAAGAGAUUUCAGUUACCAGAUCCAAUUGACCGGAAAUUAAAAACAAUCGUAGUAUUUGAACCAAAUCUACCUGGAUUUAAAAAAAAAAACAUUUU
Messenger RNA from Ambispora leptoticha, 292 nucleotides. Lineage: Eukaryota; Fungi; Glomeromycota; Glomeromycetes; Archaeosporales; Ambisporaceae. The record is from the annotation of a GenBank genome assembly.